AUGAGUUCAAAAGAAAACAUAGUUCCCACGACUAAAAAUGUGUCAGUGAAUAAUACAAAACCGUACGGAAGCAUUGUGUUAACCUUACAAAACUGUUUAUUGCCAGAAGAAAAAUUAAUUACCACUCCAAGUCGAUUGGAUGGAUUGGAUGCCGAGACGGAGAUAGAUUUGCGAAUUUAUGGCUGCGAGCUGAUCCAAACAGCUGGAAUCCUGCUGAAAUUACCACAGGUUGCGAUGGCCACGAGUCAAGUCUUGUUUCAGAGAUUUUAUUACAGUAAAUCUCUGGUGAGGCAUGACAUGGAGAUCACCGCCAUGGGCUGUGUUUGCUUGUCAAGUAAAAUCGAGGAAGCACCUCGAAGAAUCAGGGAUGUAAUCAACGUCUUCAAUCACAUCAAACAGGUAGCCAAUCAAAAAACAAUCCAGCCAGUAAUUCUUGAUCAAAAUUAUGUAGCUCUAAAAAAUCAAGUAAUUAAAUCAGAACGUCGAGUUUUGAAGGAGUUGGGCUUCUGUGUUCAUGUGAAACAUCCUCACAAGAUAAUUGUCAUGUACUUACAAGUGUUGGGGUAUGAAAAAAACCGCGCUUUGAUGCAAAAGUGCUGGAAUUACAUGAACGAUUCACUGCGUUCAGAUGUAUUUUUACGACACCAUCCAGAAACAAUUGCUUGCGCUUGUGUUUAUUUGGGCGCUAGAGAGCUCCAACUUCCUUUGCCAUCACAGCCUCCUUGGUUUGCUCUAUUUAAGGUCAAAGAAUCAGCCAUCAGAGACGUUUGUAAGUGUAUUCUAAGGCUGUAUUCUCGCCCGAGGAUAAACUCCGAGCAAUUGGAGAAAAAAGUCGAGGAACUAAGGCGAAAAUUUGAAGAAGCUAGGUCCAAAGCACGUGGAGAUGCUGAAGGACACACUCCCAGUCCUCCUCUUCCGAAGCACCACAAUGCUUGGGGAGGUUUCAUCAGCCGCAGUGGAACUCAUGCCGUUCCUGAACGAGCAAAAUCACCCAAGCGCUCGAAGUCUUCCAGCAAUGCUUCGGGGUCUGUUCAACGGAGUGAAGAAACUAAGCAUAAUAAGCGGAAGAAGCACUCAAGUAGAAGCAGGUCCAGGAGUCACAGUCGCAGUCGGACUCGCAAGACCAAAAAAACUCACCGUCAUAGAUCUGGAAUUAAAAACGGCGACAUUGAUCAAGUCAGAGAAUUUCUCGAAAAAAAAAACAUUAAUGUAAACGAAAAGAUUGAUGGCAGGACACUGUUGCAUUACGCUGCUGACUAUGGGCAAAAUGAAGUACUUAGAUAUCUUCUUGACAAAGGUGCUGAUGCUGAUGCAACUGACAAACAUGGUAUAACUAGUCUGUUAUCGGCAAUUUGGGAGGGUCAUGCCGGAUGUGUUAAAUUGCUGCUAGAGAAAGGCGCUAAGCAAGAUGGAUUGACACCAGAUGGUAAAACUUACCUUGAUGCAGCUGAAAAAGACGAGAUUAAAAAUCUACUCCGUGAUAGGCACUAA
This is a messenger RNA of Cotesia congregata, 1491 nucleotides long. NCBI's taxonomy places the organism in Eukaryota, Metazoa, Arthropoda, Insecta, Hymenoptera, Braconidae. The record is from the annotation of a GenBank genome assembly.